CCGUGGGGAAAUGGCUGCUGUUGCUCCUUGUGGGCCGGAGGCAGAGAAUGAGACUAAUAGGGAUGCCAAAGGAAAAAUAUGAUCCUCCAGAUCCUCGCCGAAUUUAUACCAUCAUGUCAGCAGAGGAGGUAGCCAAUGGGAAAAAAUCUCACUGGGCAGAAUUAGAAAUUUCAGGUAGAGUGCGGAGCUUAAGUACAUCACUUUGGUCAUUGACACACUUGACAGCGCUGCACCUAAAUGACAAUUACCUUAGUCGCAUUCCACCUGAUAUUGCCAAGCUUCAUAAUCUGGUUUACCUGGAUCUGUCAUCCAAUAAACUCAGAAGUUUACCAGCAGAACUAGGAAACAUGGUGUCUCUCAGGGAAUUGCUUUUAAAUAACAAUCUGUUACGGGUUUUGCCUCAUGAACUUGGUCGGCUCUUCCAGCUACAAACUCUAGGUUUGAAAGGCAAUCCUUUAUCACAGGAUAUUCUCAACUUGUACCAGGACCCAGAUGGAACCCGAAAGCUACUGAACUUCAUGCUUGACAAUCUAGCAGUUCAUCCAGAGCAGCUUCCUCCGAGGCCAUGGAUUACAUUAAAAGAACGAGACCAAAUUCUACCAUCAGCAUCAUUCACGGUUAUGUGUUACAAUGUGUUAUGUGAUAAAUACGCCACCCGGCAGCUAUAUGGCUAUUGCCCCUCCUGGGCAUUAAACUGGGAAUACAGGAAAAAGGGAAUUAUGGAAGAAAUUGUUAACUGUGACGCAGAUAUCAUUAGUCUUCAGGAAGUGGAAACAGAGCAAUACUUCACUCUCUUUCUGCCAGCAUUGAAGGAGCGUGGAUAUGAUGGAUUUUUUUCUCCAAAGUCACGUGCCAAAAUCAUGUCUGAGCAGGAGAGAAAGCAUGUGGAUGGUUGUGCAAUAUUCUUCAAAACAGAAAAAUUUACAUUGGUGCAAAAGCAUACAGUGGAAUUUAACCAAGUGGCAAUGGUUAAUUCAGAUGGAUCCGAAGCUAUGCUAAACAGAGUGAUGACAAAAGAUAACAUUGGUGUUGCUGUGGUAUUAGAGGUCCACAAGGAACUAUUUGGAGCAGGUAUGAAGCCAAUUCAUGCUGCAGACAAACAGCUGCUUAUUGUGGCAAAUGCCCACAUGCAUUGGGACCCAGAGUAUUCUGAUGUGAAACUCAUCCAGAACAUGAUGUUUGUCUCAGAGGUUAAAAACAUUCUGGAGAAAGCUUCUAGUAGGCCUGCCAGCCCAACCACAGAUCCUAAUUCUAUCCCGCUGGUGCUAUGUGCAGAUCUUAACUCAUUGCCAGAUUAAGGUGUUGUGGAAUAUUUAAGCAAUGGAGGAGUAGCUGACAACCAUAAAGACUUCAAGGAACUAAGGUACAAUUAGUGUCUUAUGAACUUCAGCUGCAAUGGAAAGAAUGGAAGCUCAGAAGGGAGAAUCACACAUGGCUUCCAACUUAAGAGCGCCUAUGAAAAUAACUUGAUGCCUUACACCAA
Messenger RNA from Lepus europaeus (European hare), 1483 nucleotides. Its product is annotated as CCR4-NOT transcription complex subunit 6-like. The transcript has a single exon. Bases 48 to 1298 code for a protein of 416 amino acids. Gene Ontology annotation, cellular component: cytoplasm; CCR4-NOT complex; nucleus. The record is from RefSeq and is a predicted model, not a curated record. Gene Ontology annotation, molecular function: protein binding; poly(A)-specific ribonuclease activity. Gene Ontology annotation, biological process: nuclear-transcribed mRNA poly(A) tail shortening. Lineage: Eukaryota; Metazoa; Chordata; Mammalia; Lagomorpha; Leporidae.